Thermochaetoides thermophila DSM 1495 is the source of this 1887-nucleotide messenger RNA. RefSeq names its product reductase-like protein. Gene Ontology annotation, molecular function: ferric-chelate reductase activity. Gene Ontology annotation, biological process: copper ion import; intracellular iron ion homeostasis; iron ion transport. The record is from RefSeq and is a predicted model, not a curated record. Gene Ontology annotation, cellular component: plasma membrane. NCBI's taxonomy places the organism in Eukaryota, Fungi, Ascomycota, Sordariomycetes, Sordariales, Chaetomiaceae. The coding region runs from base 1 to 1887 and encodes 628 amino acids. The transcript has a single exon.
AUGUCCAGUCAAGCAAUUACAGGAGCGGCUCCUAUUGCCACAGGGGCAGCCGGUGGCCAAGGCCAGGGCAGUGCUGCAGGAGGGCAGUGGGGAGGUGCUGGGGGAGCAGCCGGGGGCGCUUCUGGAGGGGCUCAGGGACAGCAGGAAGGGGGAUAUGGAGGACCUGGGGGAGCGACCAACAGCCUUGACCCCGACGUUGUGAACGAGCUCUUGGCCCAUUACCUGCUUAUUGUUCUCGGUUCGAUUUCGAUCGCUCUCCUUACCUGGCGGCUCACCACCAUGAUCAUUCGCUAUGUCCGGCAUGUGGCAUGCCUUUACAACGAAACACAGCGCUACUUUGCUCGCCCUAACGAGGAGUGGGCGUGGUUCAAGAAGAACAUUCUUUAUGCGCCCAUCCUCAGCAAGCGCCACAAUCGCGAGUUCCAGCUCAGCUCAGCUCUCAACAUGGGCACUCUGCCUACCCGAAUGCAACUUGUUUUCCUUCUCGGCUACUUUGCGACUAAUGUCGCUUUCUGCGUCAUGACUAUCGACUUUUCCGGCCCCCUGAGGCAAGUCGCAGCCCUCGUCAGGAAUCGUACGGGUUAUCUGGCGACUGUCAACAUGAUCCCGCUCUUCCUGAUGGCUGGCCGGAACAACCCUCUCAUCCAGCUUCUCGGUAUGUCCUUCGAUACUUUCAAUCUCCUGCACCGCUGGUUCGGCCGCAUCGUUGCUCUCGAAGCCCUCACCCACACUCUAGCCUGGAUGGUCAGCAAUGCCUCAACCAACGGCUGGCCGUCCGCCUUUUCUACGGUUACCAAGGUUCCCUUCUUGUUGUGGGGUUUCGUUUCGACUUGCGCCAUGGUUUUCAUCUGCAUUCAGGCUGCCAGUAUCUUCCGCCACGCGUACUACGAGACCUUCAAGAUUCUUCACAUCGCUCUGGCCAUUCUCUCGGUCAUUGGCCUCUGGUGGCACCUUGACAUGAAGCAGCUCCCCCAGUUGCGUUACCUGUACCCAGUCGUUAUCCUGUGGGCCUGUGACCGCGCGGCUCGCUUCUUGCGGGUUGCUUACCACAACUUUGGUGCUGGUGGUACCAAGGCGCUCGUCGAGGCCCUUCCCGGCGGUGCCUGUCGUGUUACUGUGACUAUGGCACGCCCUUGGACCUUCAGGCCUGGUCAGCAUGCCUACCUUUACAUGCCUUCUAUCGGUUUUUGGCAGUCACACCCUUUCACCGUCGCUUGGAGUGAGGAGAACGACCACGCUGAUGCUGACCGUUUGCCUAUUUCCCGCCGCGACAUCCAUGGUCAGAAGAAGACCACCAUCUCCUUCAUUAUUCGUGGCCGGACCGGCUUCACCGGCGCCCUCUACUCCCGCGCUUGUGCCCGUCCGGACGGCAAGCUGGUCACUCGUUGCUUGGUUGAGGGUCCCUAUCGCGGUUCGCACAGGUUUGGUUCGUACGGCACUGUUAUGCUCUUCGCCGGUGGUGUGGGUGUGACUCAGGUCGUUCCCCACGUUCGUGAGCUUGUGGCCGGCUAUGCCAACGGCACUGUAGCCACGCGUAAGGUCAUCAUGGUUUGGUCGAUUCAGUCGCCGGAACACUUGGAGUGGAUCCGGCCGUGGAUGACCCAGGUGCUCGCUAUGGAGCGCCGCCGCGAGGUUCUGCGCAUCUUGCUGUUUGUCAGCCGGCCGCGGUCUACCAAGGAGAUCCAGAGCCCGAGCAACACUGUCCAGAUGUUCCCUGGUCGGCCCAACAUUGACACGCUCAUUGGCAUGGAGAUGGAGAGCCAAGUGGGCACCAUGGCCGUAUCGGUUUGCGGCCCGGGCUCGUUGAGUGACGAGGUCCGCAGGGCGGUUCGCAACCGCAUGUACCAGGGAAGCGUUGAGUUUAUCGAGGAGGCCUUCUCUUGGUAA